AUGGCGGCGGAAGCGGCGGCUGCGGGGAAGGAGAAGAUGCUGACGCUGAUCAGCAGCGACCUCGAGAAGUUCGAGGUGGAGGAGUCGGCGGCGAGGGAGUCGCGGACCAUCGGGAACAUGAUCGAGGACAGCUGCGCCGACAACGACAUCCCGCUGCCCAACGUCAACGCCAGGAUCCUCGCCAAGGUCAUCGUGUACUGCAGGAAGCACGCCGCGGCGCGCGGCGGCGCCGAUGGUGGUGAUGCGGAGCCAACCGCUGCGACCAACAAGGCAUCAGAGGAUGAGCUCAAAACAUUUGAUGCUGAGUUCGUCAAGGUUGACCAGGCCACCCUCUUUGACCUGAUUCUGGCUGCAAACUACCUGGACAUCAAGGGGCUGCUGGACCUGACCUGCCAGACCGUCGCGGACAUGAUCAAGGGGAAGACUCCAGAGGAGAUCCGCAAGACCUUCAACAUCAAGAAUGACUUCACACCUGAGGAAGAGGAAGAAGUGAGGAGGGAGAACCAGUGGGCCUUUGAAUGA
This is a messenger RNA of Miscanthus lutarioriparius, 522 nucleotides long. The record is from the annotation of a GenBank genome assembly. Lineage: Eukaryota; Viridiplantae; Streptophyta; Magnoliopsida; Poales; Poaceae.